AUCAAGUUUUGGUGUGAACCUUGGAACCCUUAAAGCUUGAGGGGUUCGCCUACGAAAGCUUGUCGCUGUUGCUACGAAAUUCUUACCAUAUCACCGCGCUGGAGCAUCGUGACGCAAUACCCUCCUGCAGCGCAUUCUGGUUAAGCCCCACGCGACAUUACCAUGGCUUCAGCCGCAGAAGUCCAGCCUGGCCUAUACAAUGCGACUGAUGAGAAAGGCGACAUCGAACGUAGAGGCAGCGUCGCAAAAACAGAGAAAGGAAGAUGGGAAAGGUUAUGGCCUGUGAUCGCAUGCGGAGCUGGACUUUUCAGCGAUGGCUAUCUCAACAAUGUACGCAGAAACCGACCCAAAAAGCGACAACAAGAUAUUCUCCAACGCGACAACAUCGAUCCCCAUCCCAAAGCAACACCGCUAUAUACGAGUAAAGACUGGAACUGUGAGAACAGAAAUGCUGAUAGAGGAAUUGUAGAUUAUUGGACCGGUCAACACGAUGCUGAAGACUAUUUACCCAGAUUCGUAUGCGAACUCCUCUGCUCAAGCAAACGUCGCAAGUAUAACUUUUGCUGGCACAGUCGUUGGGAUGUUGUUCUUCGGGUACACAUCUGAUCAUUUUUCAAGAAAAUGGUCGUUAUUCACUUCGACCAUCAUCAUCAUACUUUUCGCCAUCCUGGGAACGGCGUCUUAUGGAGCAGGUGGAAGUCCGAGUGGUUUAUUGACGGCGCUCGUUGUAUAUCGGUUCUUUCUCGGAAUAGGCAUCGGUGGAGAGUACCCAGCGGGCAGUGUCGGUUGUGCAGAAUCUACUGGCGAACUCAAGCAAGGCACACGGAACAAAUGGUUCAUCCUCUUCACCAACGUGCAGAUUGACCUGGCCUUUUUUAUCAGCGCCAUCGUCGCUACUGUCGUCGUCCUUGCUACAGGGGAGAACCAUCUACGCGCCGCCUGGCGUAUCUGUCUUGGUAUCGGUGUCAUCCCGCCUCUCUCGCUACUCUACCUCCGAUUGAAGCUACAAGAGCCAGAGGCAUUUAAGCGGGAGUCUCUGGCCAAAGCGAAGACACCAUGGUUGCUUAUCAUCAAGUACUACUGGUUCCGGCUCAGCAUUGUCAGUAUCAUCUGGUUCAUCUAUGACUUCAGCGCCUACUCAUUCGGUAUCUACGCGACAUCUAUCUUAGCCAAUCUACUGGGCGAAUCGGCGCCGUUAUGGAAGAGUCUGGCGUGGAACAUCCUAAUCAAUUUCUUUUACAUGCCCGGCUGCCUUGCUGGUGCUUUUGUUGCAGAUCUACCAUCCAUGGGCCCUAAGAAGACGCUAUUUAUCGGCGUAACGCUGCAGGGUAUUAUCGGAUUCAUCAUGGCUGGAUGCUAUCCUUGGCUGAACAAACCCGAGAACGUUGCUGGAUUCGUCGUGGUAUAUGGGAUUUUCCUUGCGCUAGGCGAAUUUGGCCCUGGCGAUAACAUUGGUUUGGUUGCGUCGAAGACCUGUGCAACUGGAAUUCGUGGCCAAUACUACGGUAUCGCAGCAGCCGUAGGCAAGAUUGGUGCGUUCGCUGGAUCCUAUGCUCUCGAUGCGUUACAGAAGGCUGCAGGUGAUGAUGAAAUAGCUGCAGGCCGUAACCCUUUCUUCGUCGCAUCUACUCUAGCCUUCGUAGCUGCUGGUCUGGUGUUGCUGCUUCCGCAUAUCGGCCAGGAUACAAUCGACCAGGAGGACGUAAAGUUCAGAGAGUAUCUCACCGCAAACGGAUAUGAUACAAGCAAGAUGGGCCUUCAGAGUGGAGAUGCGGCGGGUGUCGAGGGUGACGAGAAUGGCGUUGUGCCCGUUGAGCAGACAUAUGUGAAAUAAGUGGGUUGGUCUGGGUUGAGGAUGAUGUUCGAUGAUGACAAAGACCUCUAUAGGUACAUAGGUGAUUGAACACCCAUAACAACACGCAUCAAUCUCCGCUACA
Alternaria alternata is the source of this 1937-nucleotide messenger RNA. Its product is annotated as MFS general substrate transporter. Gene Ontology annotation, molecular function: carboxylic acid transmembrane transporter activity. Gene Ontology annotation, cellular component: plasma membrane. Gene Ontology annotation, biological process: carboxylic acid transport; transmembrane transport. The transcript is spliced from 3 exons. Lineage: Eukaryota; Fungi; Ascomycota; Dothideomycetes; Pleosporales; Pleosporaceae. The record is from RefSeq and is a predicted model, not a curated record. Bases 491 to 1834 code for a protein of 447 amino acids.